Molecule: messenger RNA, 1702 nt
Organism: Prorocentrum cordatum
Lineage: Eukaryota; Dinophyceae; Prorocentrales; Prorocentraceae
Source: the annotation of a GenBank genome assembly
UUUUCGCUCCCAAGCCGACCUGGCUCAAGACGGUGAGAAGGAGAGCAGCAGUUGUCCAGCUCCGUCCAGGCAGGUCUGAUCAGGGGCGCUCGCGGCCAUGUCCCACCGCAAGUUCGAGCACCCCAGGUGCGGUAGCCUGGGCUUCCUGCCGCGCAAGCGCACCAAGCACCACUUCGGCAAGAUUAAGAGCUUCCCCAAGGAUGACGAGAAGAAGCCGCCGCACCUGACCGCCUUCAUGACAUACAAGGCUGGCAUGACCCAUAUCGUCCGCGACGUGGACAGGCCAGGAUCCAAACUGCACAAAAAGGAGGUGGCCGAGGCCGUCACCAUCCUCGAGGCUCCUCCGAUGGUGGUCGUCGGCUUCGUCGGGUACGUGGAGACGCCGCGCGGCCUGCGCGCGCUCACUACGGUGUGGGCCGGCCACCUGAACGAGGAGUGCAGGCGUCGGUUCUACAAGGCGUGGCACAAGUCGAAGAAGAAGGCGUUCACCAAGUACAGCAAGAAGUGGGAGGAGGCCUCCAAGGGCGGAGGCGAGGGCCCCAUGGCGGCGGAGGUCGCGCGCGCCAAGAAGUACUGCCAGGUCAUCCGGGCCAUCUGCCAUACCCAGGUCACCAAGGUGAAGAUCGGCGCGAAGAAGGCCGUCAUCAAGGAGAUCCAGAUCAACGGGGGCACCGCCGAGGCGAAGGUCGACUACAUCAUGGGCUUGUUCGAGCAGGAAGUGAAGGUUGCAGAUGUGUUCAAGUGUAGCGAGAUGGUGGACUGCAUUGGUGUUUCGGCUGGCCGCGGCUUCAACGGCGUCGUCACGCGCUGGGGAGUCACCCGGCUGGCGCGCAAGUCCCACCGCGGCCUGCGCAAGGUCGCGUGCAUCGGCACCUGGCACCCAGCGAGGGUCCAGUUCCAGGUGCCUCGAUCCGGCCAGAAGGGGUACGGACACCGGACAGAGAUCAACAAGAAGAUCUAUCGCAUCGGCAAGAACGUCAAGGAGGAUCCCAACAGCGCCACGACCGAGAACGACCUGACUGAGAAGGGCAUCACUCCCCUGGGUGGCUUCUCCCACUACGGCGAGGUGAACGAGGACUGGGUCAUGGUGAAGGGUGGCGUCGUGGGCACCCGCAAGCGCGUGAUCACGCUCCGGAAGUCUCUGUUGCCGCAGGUGAAGCGCAAGGCGAUGGAGGAGAUCGCCUUAAAGUUCAUCGACACGUCAUCCAAGAUGGGCCACGGCCGCUUCCAGACGGCAGAGGAGAAGGCAAAGUUCUUCGGCACGGCGAGCCAGCCAGCCAAGAAGGCCAAGAAGGAGAAGAAGGACGAGGCAGAGGCCCAGGAGGCGUGAUGAGGAGGCCAAGCCGGCAGAGCACGUGACAAGACACCUCGCUGACAACUCCACCUUCCUCUCUCCUCCCUCCCUCCUCCCUCUUCCUUUCUCCCUCCGUCCAUUUCCCCCUUUUCUCCUCUGUACUCCAUCUAUCCUCUGAAGUCGAUUUGAUUGUUGCUGUGGCGCUGGUAACUACCGCGAACAUUCGCUCUCUCAUGGCGUCUGGGAGUGACUCCGACGUCGCAGACAGCUGCCACGACCGCCGACGACGUCGGGAGGCCUCGGGAGGCCCGCAGAGGGCUCUUCGGAGGCCCUGCUCUCGGGACCGAGGUCGCCGGAGGUCCUUCUGCUGGGCCCUCCGGAGAACCGAGUCAAGACGUCACCAUUCGC